Nematostella vectensis (starlet sea anemone) is the source of this 4038-nucleotide messenger RNA. Its product is annotated as major facilitator superfamily domain-containing protein 3. The record is from RefSeq and is a predicted model, not a curated record. The transcript has 5 exons. The coding region runs from base 22 to 1248 and encodes 408 amino acids. NCBI's taxonomy places the organism in Eukaryota, Metazoa, Cnidaria, Anthozoa, Actiniaria, Edwardsiidae. Gene Ontology annotation, cellular component: membrane.
GCUCAAGCUGCUCUUAUACCCAUGGCCAUGGCGGACGCAAGGCACGUAUCAUUUCACGUCUUUAUCUUCAUUCUGUAUAUCCUUCAAGGUGGCUUAUACGGUCUGCAAACAAGGUAUCUACCAGUCCUUCUACGGAAAAGCGGAACAUCACUCUCUUUUAUCAGCUCGCUUGGCCUUGUGACGCUUAUUCCUUGGGUUAUUAGGCCGCUUUGGUCCCCAGUCAUCAACCGGUUUUCUCCACAAAGGCUCUUACAGGGAUGCAUGGUCGGGAUUGCGGGAUCACUCUUACUUGUACCUCUAUUCCUUCAUUCAAGGGCUUUCCUUGUGGUCGCAUUUCUACUCAACGUUUUCUCUUCAGUGAAGGAUUUAGUUGUAGGUUCGUUAUCGCUGUCGCGGUCAAGUGAGGUUAGUUCCAUAGCGACCAUAAAAAUAACUGCGUAUAAACUCGGGGCGCUGUUAGCAGGCGGCGGGGGACUAUGGCUUCUCCCUUCGCUCUCCAAUACCGGAGAACUUUUCAACUCAAUGGCACUUAUUUAUAUCGUUGUUAUGAUCUCAACUAGACGAAGAAAUUCCUUAAUUGCUAAACAGGAAGUAACAGGAAGUUCUCACUUUGCGAAUUUCCGUCACGCGAUCUCUGAGGAUACUUACGUCUCGACAUGCUCAUCGCCCGGUACAUUGUGGUUGCUGGUGUGUCUUAUUAUUUAUAAGUUUGCGUCUCACGGCUCGAACAUGAUGUUCACGAUGGCGCUUGUUGAUAAAGGCGUGGCCGUGUCAAAUAUCGGACUAGUGUCCGGGAUUUUCGGACAUGUGGUGUCUCUGGCGAUUGCUGGUUUAACUGGGACGAUACUUGUAUCAAGUCGGACAAGUGUGACAGCAGUCCAGCUUCUGGUGUCAAUAUCAGGCGUCGUCUCAAUCCUAGUUCAGCUAUUAACCAUAUUCGGCCAGGAAGCAAUACACGAAAAUCUAGUUUUUAUAUCCUUCGCACUUCAACAUGUUGUGCUCGGAGCAGAAGCCACGCCAAUGUACACGCGAAUACUACAAGUCACUCAACAAGCGCCCACUCGGACUCAGGCUACCCUCUAUUCGAUCUUUAGCACGGUAGAGACCGUCGGUGUAAGACUGGGCUUGGCCGCAGCUGGCGUGCUUGCAGAGCAUGCCGGGUACAGGGUAGGGUUCGCUGUUUCUCUUUGGGUAUCUGUGGUGGUUGUUUUGAUGUUUUGCUUCCCUCCUCAAGAAAAAAACAAAUAACAAACGGGAGAUCCGCGUCAGCAGGAGACAUCAGGAGUGAAAGAGGUAUUUGUGACUCCAAAAAAUUAUCAUAAAUCAUACUUUACCAUUAGAAUGUUGAUGCAAAGGGAAAAGCUUGUAUAUGUAAUGAAAAUAAUUAAGUGGGGAAGAACAAAUUUUUGUAUUGAAAGUCCUAAACAUUUCCUUACUCACAAUUUAAAUCUCAUAAUUUUAGUGACACAGGAUUUUUCUAAACAUGCUGCUAAAUGUCUACAGCUCUCAGUUUACGAAACUAUCACAGUAAAUUGUCUUCCUAGUGAGUUCAAAGUAUUGUAUAUUGUGGAGAAAGGACAAGCGAAUCCAAUUUGAGCUUUGUAGUAGGCAUAGAACGUUUUUCCUUGCUUGUAUAUACUAUAAAAUCGUUAUCGAAGUGACACUGAAUUUUAUCUCCUACAACUGUCUACAACUGGACUAAAUGCCCGACAGUUUCCAAUUUAUUCAAAUAAGCCAAUAAUUUGUAAACCAAGUAAGUUCAAAGUAUCCUAUAUUUGUCGAGAAAGAGCAAACGAUUCUAAAUUGAGCUUUGCUGUCGAAAUUGAAUGCUUUUACUUGCUUGUAUACACCAUAAAACCGUCAUCAAAGAGACAGUAGGAAUUUCCUAUAUUUUUUAAGAAAGGGAAAGUGAAUCUAAGUUGAGUAGUUUCGGUGUCGGUAUAUAUGGGAUGUUUGCUGAAUUGUAUCAUUUUUCUGUUCAUUUAAAUCGGGUCAACAAAGCUUAAUUCAGAUUCCCUUGACCUUUUUUGACAAAUAUAAAAUACUUUGAACUCACUAGGAAGACAAUUUGCCGGACAUGAAAGCUCUAUCGAAAGGGUAAGAAUUUCUGACUUGAUGUUAGUUUUAGUAACAUAUUUCCAUGUGCAUGUGGAAGUUGUGGACUUCAAAACUGGUUGGAAUCAAUCCUUUUAGAUAUCCUAUACCGGUCGAGAAAACAAAUUCGGGGAAAAAGUCGGGGGAAAAAACAAGAAAAAAUAACUAGAAAGUUGUCGUCGUCUCAUGCUCGCUGGCCAAUAGAGACGUUCGAGGCUCUGGAACUAGGGUAGGAAGAAAGUAGAGAAAAAAGUACGCGAUCCUAAAACAACGAACACGAUCCAAACAAAAAAUGACCAAGAUCCAAAAAAUUGCACGCGAUCUACAAUGGCAAUUCCCGGGCUCCGUAGAUUUGCCUUAGAUGUUCGAGUUAUCGCAAACUUAAUUGCAUUUUGGUCUCUGUGAUACGUAUGUGAACUACUUCGUUGCCUGAAAGCGGGUCUUUUGUUAAGAUUCUGGGGUGAAAGUGCAGUAAAUAAUUGCGCUUGCGCAUACCAUCACUAAUGAAAAUGGUGAAAAUCGUUCAGGUAAAGGUUUGUUUUCAUGGGCUGACAGCUAUACCGGUGCUGUGGAGGCAGAUUACUCUGUAAUAGUUUAUAUGGGUGAUGUUUAGCCAGUGAUGAUUUCAAUCGUCUUUUUCACGGCUCUGCUAACAAUAAAAGAGAGUUUGCCAGACGGUAAAAAGUACCGGUACAGGCACCCGCUUGUGUUACUUUAUUUUAUUUUUUUAUGCUAUCCCGCUAAUGACAAGGACUUUAAAAUUCCCGUUUAUAUUUUUUCUAGGGUUAUCGUACCUCAGCCUUUCAAAUUUUUUAUUUAUAUCUUUUUUCCUUCUAAUCUUGAAACCAUAUUUUGCGGUUUCGUCUUUCUAGUAUCACUAGAUUAGAGCAAUCAUUGAUUCUGUUUUGUGUCUGUUUGCUAUGCCCGUUUUGGCUUUUCUUGUCCUUUUAAGUCAUUGACAGCCUAAAUACUACUAUUACUUUCAUUACUGUUCAAAUGAGUGGAGAAAGGCAAAUAUGCACAUCUCACCGGAGUGACACCGAUAGCUUCAUGAAAAUGUGACAGGAAAAACGCCCUAAAAGGUGUUAUAAAUGAAACGUUAGAUUUAUUGAUUGGAAAGUCGCCUGGAGCGUUUAAGAACAUUCCCUUACAAUUGAUAAAACGUAAAAGAAAGUAAGUUUACACUUAUUGUUAAUUACGCUUUCAGCAUGCAUUCCUCUAUUAUCGAGUCGUUUAUACAGCUUGUGGUUGGUUGGGUGAAGUGUAGGAUUGGAGACGUGUACCGCUAUCUCUCCCGCCCGCUAUCACUAACAGCUUACAUCUUCCAAUAGCGGGAUGUCAGGAACUGGACACAAUUUGUUUUGCUGUCUCCCGAAGAUUUAAUUUCCUGAACGUAAUUACUCCAAAUAAUUGAUUGGGAUUUUAGUGCAUACAAAGAGUGUUAUAUAUAAAGAAACGGCGAUCGCCUUUCAGUGCAAAUUGGAAUCUUCAAUAAGCAUUGGUAGUUCAUUCUCAACAUUUCUGGCACGAAACACAGAAACAUCAUGAAGAGAUCUCUAGUCGUUGUUCUUGUUGUCGCCAUCGCCGCUGCCAUGUUUGUCGAAACAGAGGGAUUCCUCAGGAACGGCCGAGAACAAAUCCCGUCUAAACUCGAGCGUGACGCGGCAGAGCUAGAGGACUUCUACAAUGCGCUGUACGCGCAGCAGAGAGCCAACCCUGGAUAUGACCGAUUCAGACGAGAACGUAAAGCCAACGCAUAAGGAAUUGACAGACAUUAUGAUUCAUAUAUUAUCGUACCACUAGCUGUAGAUCCACCAUGUGUAUGGUAUCCCUCGAGAUAACUGUUCAACUCUCUUACCACAAGUCCAUCUUGUUUUGAACCCGAACGUCGCCUGGUUGCUAUGGCAGUAUUUGAAUACUGAAAUAAACAUGCUAGAAAAAGAC